Molecule: messenger RNA, 3907 nt
Organism: Linum tenue
Lineage: Eukaryota; Viridiplantae; Streptophyta; Magnoliopsida; Malpighiales; Linaceae
Source: the annotation of a GenBank genome assembly
UUUUUUUUUGGUUUUGUUUUUGGGUGGGUUCUCUUCUUCCUUUGCGUUUGUUCUCUGUGACUUUCCAGCUUCUCUGUAUCAUCUUCGCUGCCUCGUCCGCGGAGAAGCUGACACUUCUUGCUGCGCGUGUCAACUGAGCCGGGCAAGCUAUCCCGCUCAUAGCUUUUCCGCCUUUGCUUCUGUCUCAGCUUCGGAUUGUCGGAGCUUCGCUUGAAAAAAAGAUCAAAACAACAAAAGUUCAAUAUCUACGUCUUUCGUCUGUGGUCCGUAAGUUGGCAUGGGAGCGAGGGGGUAUCUAUAAUGGAGGAGUGUGUGUUCAGUUGAAGGUGGGAGCUGCCAUAUCUGUCUCAUUUUACAAACAUGCCUUGGUGGAGCAAGUCGUCAUCAAAAGAUGAAAAGAAGAAAACAAACAAGGAAGGUAUCAUUGAUGCAAUACCCAGGAAACUCAGAAAUGCACCCGAGGAUAAGAGCAGUGGUGGUAGAACUGCUGGGUAUUGGAGACGGGCUCGAGAUGUUCUCUCAGAGAGAGGAUCUCUUUCCCGAGUCCCAUCAAGAUCUCCAUCACCUUCCACUCAAGUCUCACGGUGCCAAAGUUUUGCCGAAAGACCAGCUCAACCACUUCCACUUCCUGGUGCGAGACGUACAACCGUUGCCCGCUCUCAUUCUGGAGUGAGUAGUUCCCCAAAUCCAGGUUCAGAUGCAGGAUCCCAGCAUUUGCAGGUAUUACCUCUUCCAAGGCCUGGGAAUGUUUCUAAUAGGUUGGACCCGGUAAAUGUUGAAGUGGAUAUAGGCACUGCUUCCAUAUCUAGUGAUAGUUCAAGUGAUAGUGAAGAUCAGUCAGAUUCACGUCUCCUUAGUCCCUUGACAUCAGACUAUGAAAAUGGGAACAGAACUGCUGCAAAUAGCCCUUCUAGCAUGAUGCAGAAGGAUCGGUCUCCGCUUCUUAGUCGAAAGAACUCAGGCGAGAUGUUGAAGCAUGCUGACUUUUCACUGAAUAACAAUCAGAAACCAUCUGUAUCGCCUAGAAGGGCGCAUUUAAGCUCUCUUGUACAAAAUUUACAGAUACCUAACAGAGGCAUACUUUCCAGUGCCCCUGACAGCUCAAUGUCGAGUCCUUGCAGGAGCCCAAUCAGGUUAUUUGGAACAGAGCAAGUUGUAGUAAAUACUGGUUUAUUACUACAAGGGAAGAAUUAUGCAGAUGUAGUAGGUUUACUAGGAUCUGGGCAUUGCUCAAGUCCAGGUUCCGGUUAUAAUUCUGGGCAUAACUCAAUAGGUGGAGAUAUGUCAGGGCAGCUAUUCUGGCCAAACAGUAGAUGUAGCCCUGAGUGCUCUCCAAUACCGAGUCCUCGAAUGACAAGUCCUGGGCCGAGCUCCAGGAUACAGAGUGGGGCUGUGACACCUCAACAUCCACGAGCUGGUGGGGGUUUGGUAGAGUCGCCUAAGGGAAGGCAUGAGGACACCAAGCAACAGAGCCACCGGUUACCUGUUCCACCAAUAACAAUCUCUAAUACUUGUCCUUUUUCACCUGCUUAUUCUGCCGCAACCUCUCCUUCACUACCACGAAGUCCUAAUAGGACAGAAAACCCUACAAGCCCUGGUUCACGCUGGAAGAAGGGCCGUCCAUUAGGGCGAGGCACGUUUGGGGAUGUGUUUCUUGGAUUUAACAGUGAAAGUGGUGAGAUGUGUGCAAUGAAGGAAGUAACUCUGUUUUCAGAUGAUGCAAAAUCAAGAGAGAGUGCACAGCAGCUGGGACAAGAAAUUGCAAUGCUGAGUCGCUUAAGGCAUCCUAAUAUAGUGCAGUAUUACGGAUCUGAAACGGUGGAUAACAAGCUUUAUAUUUACCUGGAGUAUGUUUCUGGUGGCUCCAUUUAUAAACUGCUUCAAGAUUAUGGUGCAUUUGGUGAAAUAGCCAUCCGUACUUACACUCAGCAAAUUUUGUCUGGGCUUGCUUAUUUGCAUGGUAAAAACACUGUACACAGAGACAUAAAGGGGGCAAACAUACUGGUAGAUCCAAAUGGGCGGGUCAAAGUGGCAGAUUUUGGGAUGGCAAAGCAUAUUAGUGGCCAAUCAUGUCCAUUAUCGUUCAAAGGAAGUCCUUACUGGAUGGCACCUGAGGUGAUUAAGAAUUCAAACGGUUCUAAUCUGGCCGUUGACAUAUGGAGCCUGGGGUGCACUGUUUUGGAGAUGGCAACUGGAAAACCUCCUUGGAGUCAGUAUGAAGGGGUUGCUGCUAUGUUUAAGAUUGGAAACAGUAGGGAGCUUCCAGCAAUUCCUGAUCAUCUAUCAGAAGAUGGAAAGAACUUCAUUAGGCAAUGUCUACAACGGAAUCCAUUGCACCGCGCAACUGCUUCUCAACUCUUAGAGCACCCGUUUGUGAAGAAUGUCACACCUCCAGAGAGGCUAAUUACGAAUGCUGAGCCCUCAGAACCAACUGCGACUGGAAGAUUAACGGUACUUCUGAUAUUUUGCCUGGGCACUGGACAUGCGAGAAGCUUUGACACGGAAGCAAUCCCUAUUCAUCAAUCUAGAGUCUCAAGAACUGGUUCAGGAUUCAGUGACUUCCAUGCGCUGAGGAACAACUUAUCAUGUCCAGUUUCCCCUAUUGGUAGCCCUCUUCUGUAUCCAAGAUCACCACAACAACAACAUGCAAGUGGAAGGAUAUCUCCAUCUCCUAUAUCUAGCCCUCACACUGCCUCAGGUUCAUCCACGCCCCUUACUAGUGGCGCCAUCCCAUUUCAUCAUCACUCAUGGCAACCGGCAUCUUACAUCCAUGAAACCCCAAGGUCUCAAACUGGCUUCUACACCGGAAGUAGCAGUAGUAGUCCCUAUCAGGAACCAACCAACAACCAGCCUGAGAAGUUCAGAGGUUUGUCGCAAACCUCACACAUGUUUCGGGAUAUGACUUCAGUAGAUAAUAAUGGUGGUCUUGGGACCCGCCAUUUUGGACGAUUCGGUCAACACCAGGACCUUGGUGAAGUUCUUCCAACUUCACAGCCUGUGUUGGCUGAUCGCGUGUCCCAGCAGCUACUAAGGGAUAGUGUUCGGUUAAAACCAUCCCUUGAUCUGAAUCCUGGCUUCACAAUGCAACAUCAUAGGCCUGAGUAGCAAUUUGCAGAGGUUUUGUGCUUCUUUGAGGCUAGAAAAUUUCUGAGGUUACCAAGAGCUGGGGGCAAGGAUUUUUGGAACAGCCAUUUUGCAGAAGAAUCCACUAAUUACUUUCAACCCAUAACAACCGACGUGGAAAUUCGAACAACUGACAGAUGAGAAAUUGCUUAUUGAGACCUGACAUGUUAGCAGCAGCUCAGCUUUUAUACGUUUGGGCGCUGUAAACAACUGUAAAUCUUAUCAUACACUCUUGAAGAAUACAGGAGUCUAGAAAAGCUCCUGUCUGAACAUGGUGUACUCUUUCAAUAUGUAACUGUAACCAUAUCUGGUUGGAAGAAGUACAUCUGCCUCGGUUGAAAGAAGAAAAGUCAUGUAUAGAGAGUUGCUCUGAUAUAUUAUUCAUGUUCUUGCCUGAUGGAUCAAGCUCAAGCUAAAUUCCCAAAGCUUCUUAGCCAGUUUCAUGUCUUUCCCUAGGGAGUUCGGUUCGGCUAAAUUACAGUCCAUGAAGUGUUUACCAGUGACACCUUUAACUUGAGGGUGCAGCGCCAAAUAACAGCUUGUAGCAGCUCCCUGUUCAGCAGAAAUUAGUACAUAAACUUUGUUAAGAAAUUACCAUUCACUACACUGUGAUGCCGCAAAAGGUUGGUAACAAUAGAUCCAGGGUGAAGUGAAUUAACAGUGAUAUUCACGCCAUCUUCCUGGAGACGCCUAGCUAGCUCCUUCGCGUGCAGUAUGUUUGCAAGCUUCGACUGUCCAUAAGCUGACAUCCCAAAGUAUGUGAAGAUAUGAGCAAGUGAUCCUA